This is a messenger RNA of Pochonia chlamydosporia 170, 201 nucleotides long. Its product is annotated as omega-atracotoxin domain-containing protein. The transcript has 2 exons. Gene Ontology annotation, biological process: defense response. The coding region runs from base 1 to 201 and encodes 66 amino acids. Gene Ontology annotation, molecular function: calcium channel inhibitor activity. The record is from RefSeq and is a predicted model, not a curated record. Lineage: Eukaryota; Fungi; Ascomycota; Sordariomycetes; Hypocreales; Clavicipitaceae. Gene Ontology annotation, cellular component: extracellular region.
AUGCGCUUUAUUACAUACCUUGUCACCAUCUCUCUCGGCGCCAUGAGCGUCCUCGCCGAAUCAAAAGCUCGUCCGCGCUGUGCAGCAGAGGGCCGCCCUUGCAACUUUUCGGGAAAUCCUGAUCUUACGUGCUGUUCAGGACUUACCUGCAAGUGGGAGAAGAAUGAGCUUGGAAACUCGGUCCAGCGAUGCAGGAAGUGA